Acanthosepion pharaonis is the source of this 762-nucleotide messenger RNA. NCBI's taxonomy places the organism in Eukaryota, Metazoa, Mollusca, Cephalopoda, Sepiida, Sepiidae. The record is from the annotation of a GenBank genome assembly.
AUGAUUGUGUCUGAGCUGUCGCCGGGAACCCAAUCGACUGGCCGAGGAAAAAAAAAGACGGGGUUUACGAGUUUGGGGAUGGAAGGUGCCUACUGGCCAAACACAGCUGAUGUGGAUAUGGCAGGGACGUGUUUGACCGCCGGGUCAGCUCACGACAACCUGACAGUCGGCUUUAAUGUCACGUGCAAACGUCACAUACCCGCACUUCCCGCCUAUGCAGACAGCUGUACUGUGAACGUCUUUCUCUCGCCAAGCCACGUGGGCUUCAUUUCCUUGUCCCUUCAGUCACUCGUUUAUGGUUUCUUAGAAUUUUCUUUUCUUCAAUCCAUUUAUUUUAUUCUUUUCCCCCCUUAUUUUCCUCUCGCUAUAUUUUUCUUCAUACUGUCGGAUCUAUAUCCAUGUAUUUGCUUACAUAAUAUAAUAUCUAUCUAUCUAUCUAUCUAUCUAUCUAUCUAUCUAUCUAUCUAUCUGUUGUCGGAGUUAGCUCCUCCUCAGAUCCUUAACCCUUCACCAGGGUUGGACCGGCUAGCAGGAAAUUUUAACACCACGUGUGUUCUCCACCUCAUCACCCAACGGUCCGCUACACUAUCUAUCUAUCUAUCUAUCUAUCUAUCUAUCUAUCUAUCUAUCUAUCUAUCUAAACAAGGCUUACUGGCUAUCUUAGUCUGUUCCUCUGCACAGUCUGUUAAUAAUAUUAACAGACUGUGCAGAGGAACAGACUAUCUAUCUAUCUAUCUAUCUAUCUAUCUAUCUACAGUGUAA